This is a messenger RNA of Nerophis lumbriciformis (worm pipefish), 1257 nucleotides long. Lineage: Eukaryota; Metazoa; Chordata; Actinopteri; Syngnathiformes; Syngnathidae. The record is from RefSeq and is a predicted model, not a curated record.
AUGGGCAAGACUGCCGACCUGACUGGUGUCCAGAAAGCCAUCAUUGACACCCUCAAAAAUCGAGCCAUAGCUGAUUAUCUGCGUUCCAAUGGAUAUGAAGGAGCAUAUUCUACUUUCAAGAAGGAGGCAGAAUUAGAUAUGAAUGAAGAAUUAGACAAGAAGUAUGCUGGCCUUUUGGAAAAAAAAUGGACGUCAGUUAUCAGAUUACAAAAAAAGGUUAUGGAACUUGAAUCUAAACUGAAUGAAGCAAAGGAGGAAAUCACCUUAGGAGGACCUGUUAGUCAAAAGCGAGACCCUAAAGAGUGGGUCCCACGCCCACCAGAAAAGUAUGCGUUGAGUGGUCACCGCAGUCCCGUCACUAGAGUCAUCUUCCACCCAGUCUUCAGUGUGAUGGUAUCCGCUUCAGAAGAUGCAACAAUAAAGGUGUGGGACUACGAGACUGGAGACUUUGAACGCACACUUAAGGGCCACACGGAUUCCGUGCAGGACAUAUCUUUUGACCAGACUGGAAAAUUGCUUGCAUCCUGCUCUGCAGACAUGACUAUCAAACUGUGGGAUUUCCAAGGUUUUGAGUGUAUCAGGACUAUGCAUGGACAUGACCACAACGUAUCAUCUGUAGCUAUUAUGCCCAAUGGAGAUCAUAUAAUUUCUGCUUCAAGGGACAAAACCAUGAAAAUGUGGGAAGUGGCAACAGGUUACUGUGUGAAGACCUUCACUGGCCACAGGGAGUGGGUGCGCAUGGUACGACCCAACCAGGAUGGCACUUUAGUUGCCAGCUGCUCCAAUGAUCAGACGGUGCGCGUGUGGGUUGUGGCCAACAAAGAGUGCAAAGCUGAACUGCGGGAACAUGAGCACGUGGUGGAGUGCAUCUCCUGGGCACCAGAGAGUGCUUACCCCACCAUACUUGAUGCCACAGGUUCCGAGAGUAAGAAGAGUGGUAAGCCAGGCCCUUUCCUGCUCUCUGGUUCAAGAGACAAAACUAUCAAAAUGUGGGAUGUUAGCAUAGGCAUGUGCCUUAUGACACUGGUCGGCCAUGACAACUGGGUGCGGGGCCUCCUUUUCCACCCGGGAGGAAAGUUUAUUGUGACCUGUGCAGAUGACAAGACUUUAAGGAUCUGGGACUACAAGAACAAACGCUGCAUGAAAACCCUGAGUGCCCACGAACACUUUGUUACCUCUUUGGAUUUCCACAAGGCUGCUCCUUAUGUGGUGACGGGGAGUGUAGAUCAGACAGUAAAAGUGUGGGAGUGCCGCUGA